Malaya genurostris is the source of this 890-nucleotide messenger RNA. RefSeq names its product heat shock factor-binding protein 1. The transcript is spliced from 2 exons. The record is from RefSeq and is a predicted model, not a curated record. The coding region runs from base 317 to 571 and encodes 84 amino acids. Gene Ontology annotation, biological process: cellular heat acclimation. Gene Ontology annotation, cellular component: cytosol; nucleus. NCBI's taxonomy places the organism in Eukaryota, Metazoa, Arthropoda, Insecta, Diptera, Culicidae. Gene Ontology annotation, molecular function: transcription corepressor activity.
GGAAGCAUUCAGCAAUACCAGUGCUCAAUAAUACUGGAACAAGUCUAUUAUUUUGACUUUUCCACCCACAUCUCAAGUUUUACAUAUUUCAUCAAACAAUCGCGUAUAUCUCCUAAGAAACAAAGGGACUCUAAGGAUACUAAAGACACGCCUUUUAUUAAAUCGAAAAACAGUUGAAAGUUAAAGCUCUAUGCAACAGUAUCUUGUAUAGUCAAGUUCUGUUUAUCGCGGCAUUUAUCAGUACAACUGAUAAUUUUUUUUACUUGUUUCGUGGAACACAAAAGUCGGCAAAAUUGAACGCCAAAAGUCCUUCGAUAUGGCAGAGCUGAAGUCGGAAAUCGACAGCGAUGCCGAUCUAAACUAUUCUCUGGGAAGCAAUGUUGAUCCCAAAAAUAUGCAAGAGUUGACAAUUUACGUUCAAAACUUGCUACAAAAUGUGCAGGACAAGUUCCAGACUAUGUCCGACCAGAUAAUUUCUCGUAUCGAUGAUAUGGGUACAAGGAUAGACGACUUGGAGAAAAGUAUCACCGAUCUCAUGCAGCAAGCAGGUGUAGAAGCCGCCGAAAAAUAAAACAAGAAACAUAGGCUUUCUAAGCAGCUCAUUGCAUCUAGGGAUAUACAAAAUGAAAACAAUCGAAUAAUUUUUCAAAAGCACCUACAUAAUUUUAUUUCAACGAAUCAAGCGAAAAAGUUCGAACAUGAAGCGUUUCAUAUGCACUUAACGAAAGCUUUGGUUUAGUAUGGCUAGACGUAGGGAAUAUGAAUGUGAAAUUAUCGAUUUAACAGAUUUUGUUUUAUUACAACAAUCAUACCCAUGCAUCGCACAUAUAGAUGUGAAUUAAUGCUAAAAACAAAAUAAAUCGAACAAAACAAUCAUGCGGCACCACUUU